Ceratosolen solmsi marchali is the source of this 555-nucleotide messenger RNA. RefSeq names its product granzyme M-like. Lineage: Eukaryota; Metazoa; Arthropoda; Insecta; Hymenoptera; Agaonidae. The coding region runs from base 4 to 555 and encodes 183 amino acids. The record is from RefSeq and is a predicted model, not a curated record. The transcript is spliced from 4 exons. Gene Ontology annotation, molecular function: serine-type endopeptidase activity. Gene Ontology annotation, biological process: proteolysis.
UUAAUGGAUAACCGAUUAUUUCCUCUGUUUCUCUUGUAUUUAGUAAUAGGUAAACAAUAUAAUUAUUCAUAUGCAAAAAGCCUUGUGGGGCACAAUAUUAGGUAUUCAAAAGAAAAAGAAUUUCCUUUUAUUGCAUCUAUUAAAUAUAAAAGCACGACGCCAAAUCCACAAGAAGAUCACAUAUGCAGCGCUGUACUUGCUACCCGAAAACAUGCUAUAACUGCUGAACAUUGUAUGGUUGAAAAUUUAAAUGAUAUUCUAUUUGUAACUGGAUCAAAUAAUUUAAGUAAAGGUAAAGCGUAUAAAAUUGUGGCGUGGAUAUCCUAUAACCAAUGGGCAACUAAAAAUAAUGUGCAUCUGGAGUAUUCUGACAACGACAUAUCAAUUAUAACGUUAGAACACUCUAUAAAAAGCUCAAAAAUAAAACCAGCGAUUUUAUCAACUACAAAUAUUAAGGAUUUGUAUGGAUUUGAAGUUGCUACAGCAGGUUGGGGAAUUUCAAACGAUGGUAAUGUUUCUGACAAAAUGGAGACUUUGCACAUCCAUUUGCAUUAA